Messenger RNA from Closterium sp. Naga37s-1, 1008 nucleotides. The record is from the annotation of a GenBank genome assembly. Lineage: Eukaryota; Viridiplantae; Streptophyta; Zygnematophyceae; Desmidiales; Closteriaceae.
AUGCACAUGUUCGGUUGCUCGCAUGAAGGCACUGCCACCAACUCGCGGGCCCUGGGCCCCUCCCUUGCGUCUGCUGAGAAGCGCACCUUGCACGGCCGGUCAGGGCUUGCAGGGGAGCGGGAGAGGGACAGGGAGCGGGAGCGGGAGAAGGAGAAGGAGAAGGAGAAAGAGAAGGAGAAGGGGAGCGGUAGUGGGGAGAAAGGAGGAGCAGGAGGAGGGGGAGGGGGAGGGGUAAGGGGAGCAGCAGCUGGUGUGGUGCGGGCGUUGGAUUUCAAAGGAGCAGCAGAGGAGCAGGUAUGGUGCGCCCCCCCUCGCCCCGCACCCAUGGCGCUGUGUGCGCCCAUAGCCCAUAGCGCUGUGAUAGCCUGCUCUGGCCCUGCGCCCUCCCCCCAUGCAUCCGCGUCCCCUGCCCCCACUCCGCCUCCUUUGACGCGACUGGCCAGCAGCAAGAGCAGGGGCGCGGGGGGAGUGGGAGGAGGAGAUGAGGAGGGCGGAGGGGCAGCGCAUGCAGCAGGGGGAGGGGGAGGGGCAGGGGGAGCAGCAGCGUCGCCCCUAAAGGGACCGGGGGGAGGGAAGGCGGAUAGUACUGGACUGGUGCCUCAAGCGCUCAAACUGAAGCCCACCAAGUGGACGCUCACGAGUCUGGGCAGAGACCCCAAGGCGGACCUAGACGCCUUCAAAAAGAGGUCGGAGAUGGCAGAGCGCAACCUCAAGCUCGCCACAGCUGCCCUCACACGAUCCGAAGCCCUCUUUGCGGCUGGCUGUGUACUUCCUGUUCAUCCCUGCUUGCUUCUCCCCCUCGUUCCUCACCUCUUCCAUGCUUGUUCCAUUCUUCAUUCACCCCCUUCCAUCCCCCUUCCACACCCUUCCCAUCCCCCUUCCGCGCCGCUUCAACCGCUCUUUCUCCUCCCUUCCAAUCCCCCCUUCCAUCCUCCUCCUGCCUCCCCUCAUCUGCCUCCUGGCCCCCUUCCAUUCCCUCCACCCCUGUUCCUCCCUGCAGCGACAUAG